UAUUGCUAGAAUUAGAAGCGAGUACUUCCUGUUGACACGCAGAGGCACGAAAACAAACUUCUUAUGCCUCAAACAGUCCAGUUUCUGAGCAGUUAAUUACCUCUCUGAGAUAAUGACGAAUGUGUAUUCAUUUGAUGGACUGUUGGUGUUCGGCCUGCUAGUCGUAUGUACAUGUGCCUACAUGCGACGGGUUCCUCGACUCAAGCAGUGGUUCCUGUCUGAGAAAAAAGGCUUUCUAGGAGUAUUUUAUAAAGCAUCUGUUAUUGGCACCCGACUUCACACUCCGGUAUCUGUCAUCUGUAUUCUCAUGGCAUUCUAUGUUCUUCUACUCAAGUAACCAUGGCAAACUCACCUUUCAUUACGUCUCCGCCCAGAGUUGUCUGCUCUUGCAUACUCAUCCAUCAUUUGUAUCACAUUGAAUGUGGAGAAGGCAUGGACAUUACAUGGAGAACAGCUGACUGUGGUUGACAGCUCAACUAUGCAGAAACUGUGUAAUUAUGUGAAGAACACGACUUUCUGUGAUCACUGUGUACUUACCAUGUUUGUUUACAGAUGUCAUGCCAUUCAAAGUGCUGAUGUGAUAAGAGCUUCUAAAGUUCCAGAUUGGCUAAUUAUCUGCAUAAAAUAUGCACAACAAAUCAUGCUCACUCUUUACUCACUCACGAAAUAUGCCUGAAAAAUAUGACUUUACCAUGUUUACUAUACUGUGUGUGUAAUUACCUAAAGUCAGACAUUGUAUUUGUAUCUUUCGUAACACUAUUUCCUUAAUGACCAUCUAUACUGAUAAAAUGCAAGCAUGUCCACUUUUGAGUUUUGGUACAAAGACCUUUCAGUGUAAUAAACUUGCAACAUGGUACUAAGUUGGGGCAAGUUCAUUACAUUA
Molecule: messenger RNA, 883 nt
Organism: Haliotis rubra (blacklip abalone)
Lineage: Eukaryota; Metazoa; Mollusca; Gastropoda; Lepetellida; Haliotidae
Product: protein kish-B-like
Exons: 3
Coding region: 113-337 (74 amino acids)
Source: RefSeq, a predicted model, not a curated record